AUGAGCUCAUCUAUCGGUCAAUUUUGUCUAAAGACGAAAAUAGCAUUCUUGUGCAACAGGGCUCCGGUGUUCACAAGGUGGGACAGUUCGCAGCCAGUCUCUUGCAAAGGGGCAAUGAUGAUUAUCAUCCUGGUGAAUAGGUUAUCAGAAUUGACCGAGGUGUUGGCAUCAAUCGAUCACUCACCACCACAUCCACCGCACCCACCACAAUUACCACCACCGCCACCACUGCAAGUGCUUCCGCAUGGCCCGCCACGGCAUCCAGCCGAGCCACAACCCGAGCCGCAGCCUCCCACUCCUCCACCAUAUGCAUAUCCACCGUAG
This is a messenger RNA of Acaulospora colombiana, 324 nucleotides long. NCBI's taxonomy places the organism in Eukaryota, Fungi, Glomeromycota, Glomeromycetes, Diversisporales, Acaulosporaceae. The record is from the annotation of a GenBank genome assembly.